This is a messenger RNA of Gossypium arboreum, 918 nucleotides long. Its product is annotated as 60S ribosomal protein L11-like. Gene Ontology annotation, cellular component: ribosome; cytosolic large ribosomal subunit. Lineage: Eukaryota; Viridiplantae; Streptophyta; Magnoliopsida; Malvales; Malvaceae. Gene Ontology annotation, molecular function: structural constituent of ribosome; RNA binding. Gene Ontology annotation, biological process: translation. Bases 142 to 690 code for a protein of 182 amino acids. The record is from RefSeq and is a predicted model, not a curated record. The transcript has 5 exons.
AAUAAAGGACAAAGUUGUAAAAUCGGACCUGAGAUAAAACCCUAGAAAGCCCUAAAUUCGUCUCUUUUAAACUCGCAUCUAAAACGCAGCUGCCAUUUUCGUAACUCUGCCACCGCUGCUCUCAAUCCCUUCCACUUCGCCAUGGCAUCAGAGAAGAAGCUUUCGAACCCAAUGAGGGAGAUCAAAGUCCAGAAACUUGUCCUCAACAUCUCCGUCGGUGAGAGCGGCGAUCGUCUUACACGUGCGGCCAAGGUCUUGGAACAGCUCAGUGGUCAAACCCCAGUCUUCUCCAAGGCUAGAUACACUGUGAGAUCUUUUGGAAUUCGGCGUAAUGAGAAGAUUGCUUGUUAUGUGACUGUGAGGGGGGAGAAAGCUAUGCAGCUUCUUGAGAGUGGUUUGAAGGUUAAGGAAUAUGAGCUUUUGAGGAGGAACUUCAGUGAUACUGGCUGCUUUGGAUUCGGUAUCCAAGAGCACAUUGAUCUUGGUAUCAAGUAUGACCCUUCAACUGGUAUCUAUGGUAUGGACUUCUAUGUUGUUCUCGAACGAGCUGGGUACCGUGUGGGUCGUCGUCGCAGGUGCAAGUCACGUGUCGGUAUUCAGCACCGAGUCACCAAGGAGGAUUCCAUGAAGUGGUUCCAAGUCAAAUAUGAAGGUGUUAUCCUUAACAAGUCUCAAAAUAUUGGGGCAUAGGAAUAGCCAGGUAAACAAGAUCAAUCGAGUUGUUUUUAAGAUUUUUGCUACUUGAUAUUGGUUUUAAGUUUGUGUAUCAGUUGUAAUUUGGCUGAAGAGAUUUGUGAAAUGCUAAAGUAAUUUUGCUGUUGGAUUAAAUGGCUUCAUUUAAUAUAGCACUUGGAAAAUACAAUGUCUAUUCAAAUAAUUUGAGCUAGUGUUAAAAAUAAAGUCAUAACAUUUGAGAGA